AUGCUCCAGGAAUACAUGGUCAGCAAAAAGAAUAUCGUUUAUUAUUAUCAUCCUGAGGUCGGGAAUUUCCAUUAUGGUCCGCGUCAUCCUAUGAAACCACACCGGUUGGCUGCUUUGAAUAAUCUUGUUGUACAUUAUGAACUUGACAAGAAAAUGGAAAUGCGUCUUAGUCCAAGGGCGAAUGCCGUUGACAUGAGGCGUUUCCACUCGAAGGAAUACGUGGAUUUUUUGGAGAAGGUUUCUCCGCAAUGUGCUGAGCAGUAUGAAAAUAUGUUUUCUACAUUCAAUAUUGGCGAGGAUUGUCCUAUUUUCGAAGGGAUUUUCGAAUUCUGUUCGAUUUAUACUGGAGGAUCCUUGGAAGGAGCUCAGCGAUUGAAUCAUAAAGUUUCUGACAUUGUUAUCAACUAUGCAGGAGGACUUCAUCAUGCCAAAAAAGCUGAAGCAAGCGGGUUUUGUUAUGUGAACGAUAUCGUUAUCGCCAUAUUGGAAUUGCUCAAAUACCACAAGCGGGUACUUUAUGUGGACAUUGACAUUCAUCAUGGAGACGGAGUGCAGGAAGCGUUUUACUUCACAGAUCGGGUGAUGACAGUUUCAUUUCACAAAUAUGGAAGUCUGUUCUUUCCUGGAACAGGAAGUAUUUAUGAUCAGGGGUUGGGCGCUGGACAUUACUUUGCUGUGAAUGUGCCUUUACAACAGGGCAUUGAUGAUGAUGACUAUCUUUCCGUCUUUCGCCCAAUCAUAGGGCAAGUGGUGGAAAGCUUCCAACCGGAGGCUAUAGUCUUGCAGUGCGGAGCAGAUUCUCUUGGCUGUGAUCGACUCGGUUGUUUCAAUCUAUCAUUCGACGGUCACGCUGAGUGCGUUCGAUUCAUCAGAAGUCUUGGGAUCCCCAUGCUCGUUGUUGGCGGCGGAGGAUACACGUUGCGCAAUGUCGCUCGUUGUUGGGCUAAUGAAACUGGCGUGCUUGUGGAUGUGGAUCUGCCUAAUGAAAUCCCUGAAAAUGCAGAAUAUCUACCGUUUUUCGAGCCAGAGUUUACACUGCGACCUGACCUACCCAAGCGUGCUGACAAUCAUAAUACGAAGGAAUUCCUUGCUGCUCUUCGACAAGAAAUAAUUGAGAACCUACGACAAGUAAAAGGCGCUCCUUCUGUCCAGAUGAUGCCAAUCCCUGAAGACAUGUUAGAUAACGACGUAGCUCUGUAUGAGCCUGAGUUGGGCGAUGAGGAGAGGGGCAAGGAUCAUGAAGAAACGAACACAACAUACUCCGGGAUGGAAUCAUAGCCAUAGUUUCAUACUAGUGUCGUAAAUGUGCAUCAUCUCAACACUAUAUGAUUUUGUUCUCAAGCAUCUAAUCGGGUAUUCUCCUUCAACAUAGUGAUCUGAUCAUAUUAUUUGGAAAUUGACAUGUUUUAAUAACUGAA
Cylicocyclus nassatus is the source of this 1418-nucleotide messenger RNA. NCBI's taxonomy places the organism in Eukaryota, Metazoa, Nematoda, Chromadorea, Rhabditida, Strongylidae. The record is from the annotation of a GenBank genome assembly.